Molecule: messenger RNA, 396 nt
Organism: Enterobius vermicularis (human pinworm)
Lineage: Eukaryota; Metazoa; Nematoda; Chromadorea; Rhabditida; Oxyuridae
Source: the annotation of a GenBank genome assembly
AUGAUGAUUUAUAUUUCUGUAAAAACUGUAGUUUCUUUAAUUAUUGUAUCAGAUUGGUAUAAUGCAUAUGGACUUUUUUUCAAAACUUCUUCAGUGGCCACUCCUUAUGAAUCCUGUAGCAACGGUGAAAUGUGUCUUGGUUUAUCACAGUGUAUUGAUGGAAUUUGUCAAUGUAUAGAAGGCUUUAAACCAUUUCGUGGAUUAUGUCAAGAUCCAAAUUUAAUAUUGCAGUCAACAGUUGAACCUGUAACAGGAGUAAGCAUCGCUUUGGCAGGACAAUCUUGUGCCAACGGUCAACCAUGUCGGUCGAUGUCCAGGUGUGUUGACAGCAUUUGCACAUGCCCAUAUGGUUACCGAGCUUCGUUCGGUGAAUGUAUAAGGAAUCUUACAGGUUAG